AUGAUUUCCAAGACAAUUCUUCUUGCUGCUCUCAUUGCCUAUGCCGAGGCGCGCUUCGGUCAAGAGCAGGAGACCCAGGCCCAAAUCGCGGGGGUAAAGGGUGGUGCUCCCGGCGCUGCUGCCACCAUCGCUGGUGCUUCUAUCAGCGAUCUUCUCGGAGCUGCAAAUGCUUGCCAGAAGCUCAUCACCGCCGACAAGAUCGUUGCCGACCUUGGUGGAGGGCAAGAUGCCAUCGAUGCCGCCAUUGCCCAUGUUGCGGCGGAGAAGAACACCAACCCCGACGCCAACGGCAAUGCACAGAAGGUUUGUGCUGAUCCGGCACUUCCUGCUACGGAGGCUCUCCGUGGUAUCACGCCGCUCAUCGACCCUGCCGUCGACAUCAAUGGCGAGGUCAACGCGUUGAGUGCCCAGACUCGUCAGCAGCCGCUCGACGCCACUGGCAAGAGCGUUUUCGACUUGAUUGUCGAUGCCGGUCUGGGUGACUUUGUCGUUCCCGAGGGCGGUGCUGGCGGAGCUGCUGGUGGAAACGCUGGUGGUAACAACGGCAACAAUAACAACAAUAACAACGCCGGAAACAACGCUGGAAAUAACAACAACGGCAACAAUAACAACAACGCCGGGAACAAUGCUGGUAAUAACGGCAAUGCUAACAACGGCGAUAACGCUGACGAAGAUGCCGCCGCAGACGAUGAUCUUGAGUGCGAUGACGGUGCUGCUGGUGGUGACAAUGGCAAUGCCAACAACGGCAAUGCUGGCAAUAACAAGAACAAUAAUAACAACAACGCUGGAAACAACGCUGGAAACAACAACGCUGGAAACAACAACGCUGGUAACAACGCUGGCAACAACGCUGGCAACAAUGCUGGCAACAACGCUGGCAACAAUGCUGGCAACAACGCUGGCAACAAUGCUGGCAACAACGGUGGUGCCGCUGCCGGUGGAGCAGACUUCGGUCUCUGCACGCCCACCAUCAUCUUCGAAGGCGGACAGAACGGCCGCCCGGCCGACGAAUUCACCUUCCAGAUCGCGGACCCCGUCGCGCGCGGCGGCCAAGGCGAGGCUCUCAACCCGGCCAUCAUCACCAACGCUCUCUGCAACCAGCUCAUCAACGUGUGCGAGGCCAACGACGCGGCGGUGCAGGCUUGCCGGGCUGCUGAGAAGCAAGCCCUCGCCCUGGGUACGAGGGACAAGGCGGUUGCCGACACGUUCAACGCGGCCAUUGGGUUCGCCGGUGCGGUCACAAACCCCAGCGGUGGACCGGCGGAGCCUCCUACUGCUGCCAGGAAGAUGAGGAGGGGUCUGCGCUUCCGCGCGUAG
Messenger RNA from Westerdykella ornata, 1317 nucleotides. RefSeq lists its product as uncharacterized. Lineage: Eukaryota; Fungi; Ascomycota; Dothideomycetes; Pleosporales; Sporormiaceae. The record is from RefSeq and is a predicted model, not a curated record. The coding region runs from base 1 to 1317 and encodes 438 amino acids. The transcript is spliced from 3 exons.